AUGCCGAAUUUUUGUGUUGUUUCAGACAGGAGUACUCAGAAUGAUGAUGGCUUUAUGGCAGACGUAGAACUGAAACACAAAAUGGACAUGGAAGAACUAAAGACGAAAAUCGACUCAGAUGAGAAGGAAAUUGGAAGCCUGACAAAGCUUACAGACAUGCUUAAUUCUGAAAUCAAAAGCUUGAACAAGCGCAUUGAUGAGAAAGAAACCACCGAGAAGAGGGAUGCCAAAACAAUAGAUUUCUUGCUUGGUAUAGCCAGAGAAUGUGGUGUUCAUCUGCUGAAGCCAGGAGCUGUAGACAGGUCUUUCAUGCUGAAGUAUUUUAAGGAGCCCAAAUGGGUGAUCAACGUGACCAUCACCACACCUUUUAUCUCACUAGACAAAUAUGGCUAUGUCUCUGAAACUAGGAACAACGGUACCUUGAUCACGUCUUUCAUUCCAACUAAAAGUAUGAGUGUCCAGCGACAUGUGAGGCGGCACAAAGUUGUAGUAGGUGGCGGAAGCGUCGUUGUCUACGUCCACUUCAGCUUCAACUGA
Haliotis rubra (blacklip abalone) is the source of this 537-nucleotide messenger RNA. RefSeq lists its product as uncharacterized. The transcript has 6 exons. The coding region runs from base 1 to 537 and encodes 178 amino acids. Lineage: Eukaryota; Metazoa; Mollusca; Gastropoda; Lepetellida; Haliotidae. The record is from RefSeq and is a predicted model, not a curated record.